This is a messenger RNA of Elephantulus edwardii (Cape elephant shrew), 1242 nucleotides long. Its product is annotated as U3 small nucleolar ribonucleoprotein protein MPP10-like. The record is from RefSeq and is a predicted model, not a curated record. Lineage: Eukaryota; Metazoa; Chordata; Mammalia; Macroscelidea; Macroscelididae. Gene Ontology annotation, cellular component: nucleus; Mpp10 complex; sno(s)RNA-containing ribonucleoprotein complex. The coding region runs from base 1 to 1242 and encodes 413 amino acids. The transcript has 11 exons. Gene Ontology annotation, biological process: rRNA processing.
AUGGCGGAGCGGGCCUCGCGGAUCUGCGCCCUGGACCGGUGUCUGCGAGAGGUUGUUGAAGCCUCCUGCCGCCCCGAGUGUUUCCUCACGGUUCAAGAUGGAUUGGCAUCAAACUUUGCCUCUUUAACAAAAGUACUGUAUGACUUUCAUAAAAUACUAGAAGAUGGCAAGAAAAAAGAUGACGAAGAAGAUAUUGAUUUUUUUGAAGAUGUUGAUUCUGAUGAAGAUGAGGGAGGACUAUUUGGAAGUGAAAAACUUAAGUUAGACAAAAGUUCUAGAGACUUGAAAUACAAAGAUUUCUUUGAUCCAGUUGAAAGUGAUGAAGACUUAGCAAGUGGUCAUGAUGAACUGGGGCAGCUUCAAGGGGAGGUAACAGCGCAGAAGAGACCAGAAAACAGCCUCCUUGAGGAGACCCUCCACUUUGACCAUGCUGUCCGGAUGGCACCUGUGAUUACAGAGGAAACCACUCUUAAACUUGAAGAUAUCAUUAAGCAGAGGAUAAAAGAUCAGGUUUGGGAUGAUGUAAUACGUAAAGAAAAACCUAGGGAGGAUGCAUAUGAAUAUAAAAAACGUGUAACUCUAGACCAUGAGAAGAGUAAAUUGAGCCUUGCUGAAAUUUAUGAACAGGAAUAUCUCAAACUCAACCAGCAAAAAACAACAGAAGAGGAAACUCCAGAGCACCUAGAAAUUAAGAAGAUGAUGGAUUCUCUCUUCUUAAAAUUGGAUGCCCUCUCACACUUUCAUUUUAUACCUAAACCUCCUGCACCUGAGGUUAAAGUUGUGUCAAAUCUGCCAGCCAUCGUCAUGGAGGAGGUAGCACCAGUAAGUGUAAGUGACGCGGCACUCCUUGCCCCAGAGGAAAUCAAGGAAAAAAAUAAAGCUGGUGAUAUAAAAACAGCUGCCGAGAAAACAGCUACAGAUAAGAAACGAGACAGAAGAAAAAAGAAAUAUCAAAAGCAUAUGAAAAUAAAGGAGAAGGAGAAGCGGAGAAAACUGCUAGAGAAGAGCCAGCUGCACCAGUCAGGGAAGUAUACCAAAGCAGCGGCUUCAGAGACAUUAAAACAGCUGACAAAGACGGGCAGAGCGUCAUUACUGAAGGAUGAAGGGAAAGACAAGGCUUUAAAAUCGUCUCAAGCAUUCUUUUCUAAAUUACAAGAUCAGUUAAAGAUGCAAAUCAGUGACACAAAGAAUAAAGAGAAGAAGAAGACACAAGAUAUUUCUAUUCAUAAAUUAAAGCUGUGA